This is a messenger RNA of Cyprinus carpio (common carp), 1677 nucleotides long. Its product is annotated as calmodulin-lysine N-methyltransferase-like. Gene Ontology annotation, molecular function: calmodulin-lysine N-methyltransferase activity. The record is from RefSeq and is a predicted model, not a curated record. The coding region runs from base 316 to 1677 and encodes 453 amino acids. The transcript has 12 exons. Gene Ontology annotation, cellular component: cytoplasm. Lineage: Eukaryota; Metazoa; Chordata; Actinopteri; Cypriniformes; Cyprinidae.
AUUAUCAUAGAUGACAGCCGAUAGAACCGAGUGUUCGAUUACUCUGGUAGUGAAUUGGAUUUCCUUUCGUCCUGCAACAAGAGGUGUACGGAAGUAGCAUGGGAUUUUAUUACCAAGCAACAGAGUCCAGCGCAUACCGGCGAAUUGGUAAAAACGGAAACAGUUAGUAAAUUCUACCAUCGACUUUAACCACAUUUAGAAAACAAAUGCCAAAUAAGCCUUCGCCCAGACUCUGUAUUACGCUGUCGUUGUAGUUAUACUGUGAGAAGUUAUUUUCUGCAUGAAAGAGAAUCUAAACGAGCAGCUUGAUCUGUCAUGAAUAAAUUCAAAGAUCCCCCGUUAGCUGCGACAGAAAUGCACGCGAACAAUCACCAAAAUCACGACUCUCACUGUGGAACCGAUGUGGCCCGUGCACGCUGGGCUCUUCUGCGACAGGUGCUGAAACAGAAGCAGCUGGACAGUGCAGAUGUUCAGCAGGUGUCUGUGCGAAGAUUCUCCUCCUUUAACCUGUUCUCCAGGAGCAGGGUCUCUUCCACAGAGACGGAGGAGCAGUGGGUGGAGUACAGAAGUGCAAUCUUUCCUCAGUACAGUGCCUUACUCAGAGACAAUCUUGGUCCUAUCAGAGUGAAUGAGGUGCUCAGCAGCUUUGACAACACGGGAAAUGUCUGUGUCUGGCCUUCUGAAGAGGUGAUGGCCUACUAUUGCCUGAAGAAACGUCACAUGUUUACGGGCUCGGCGGUGUGUGAGCUGGGUGGAGGGAUGACGUGUCUUGCGGGGCUCAUGAUUGCAGUUUGUGCUGAUGUGAAGGAAGUGCUGCUAUCUGAUGGCAACGAGAAGGCAAUUCAAAAUGUGCGCAGUGUAAUCGAGAGGAACAGACGAGAAGGGCUCUUCCUGUCUACCAAUGUGUCCAGCAGGGUGGUGAGAUGGGACAAUGAGGCCGAUGUGUCUGCUCUGGAAGGUCGCUUUGACGUGGUGAUGUGCGCUGACUGUCUGUUUCUUGACCAGUACAGAAGCAGUCUGGUUGAUGCACUAAGAAGAUUACUGCGACCUGAUGGCACGGCUCUAGUGUUUGCCCCUAGCAGAGGAGACACGCUGGCAGAAUUCUGCAGACUGGCAGAAAGCGCAGGCCUGAGAGUGUGUCGCUAUGAUAACUAUGACUCACACCUGUGGGACCUUCACCUGAAGAUGCAGAGAGACAGAGAGAGAGAGUCGAGAUACUCUGAAACAAAAGCUUGGGGAAAAAAUGAGUUUUUCAACCUUGAGAGAGCAGCGCCAAGGCUCACUGAUACCCAGAAUAAUCACAUUCAGCCUCAAAUCCCUGUAGCUGGCACAGGUAGAGCUCAUUUAAGACCGUCCACUGGCUACUCUGAAAAGGAGGUGUGCGGAAAAGUGUUCUCCACCAUCCUCCCUCGGAGCGUGGACUCUUUCAGCCCACAAAAACACCCCAAAGGGUCAAAUGGAGCAGCCCCUCCAAUGUCCCUUCCCUCUGUGAAAGUGUGCACUCGUGGAAGCAAGAAACCAGCAUCGCUGUUCUCCAUUAAGCUGGUCCACCACCGGCACUCGAAACGAAGCCUCGUCUCCACCUUAAGAGAAUGCCUAAUCAAGCAGCCUGGGCUCCAUUUGCAAGCUGUCAGUCAAGCAGCUUUGCUAUCUUCCCACCACGGCUUCCUCCUCUAA